AUGCGAAAACUAAAGAAGAGGCAAGUGAAAACCUCUUUAAAUGCUAAAUUACCUCCUCGAGACAGAGUUGAGAGUGGAGCCAAUGAAGCUGGCUCUACCAAAUGGACUGGGAAACGACCAUUCAAAAGGGAUCGAGUGCGUGUUAGAAACCCUAAAAGUCUCACACAAGACGAGCUUAGAGCUAUGGCUGAAGCAUUGUUCGAAGAAGAACCUGAGGAAGAAGUUAGGGGAGAAGAGGAUGCUAGUUCGUCAGAAGAAGAGGAAGAAAUUACGGAAGACAACGAUUAUAACACUGAGUCGGAGAUAGAACUAAAUGAUAAAGAGUCUUCUGAUUCAGAUAACGAGAGCGAUGGUGAGAGUUUAGAAAGCGAUGAAGAUGAGUAUUUUAUAGCGAAAGAUAAACAAACAAAGUGGUAUAAAAAUUCAGUGUCAUUUACUCUUGAUUUUGACAACACGAUAUAUAGAAUAUUCAUCUCUCAAGACAGCUUAGUUUGCUUUAGAUGCAAGAAGCCAGGUCACAUUGCAUCACAGUGCUCCGAACCACUAGCUCAACUAAACCCCAACCAAAACAAUGAAGCAUCGGUAUCCAGCGCAACAAAUAUAUCUUUGCAAGCACCCAAUGAUACGAACCCUUCUCAAUGUGAACAAAUAUCUAUUUCCAAUGUCCCGGAGAUACCGAACAAAGAAGAUGCAUCAAAUAAGGACAGUCACAUAAUUAAUCAACCAAAACGUAACUUUGAUGAAAAUAUUUCACCUGAAGCAAAAGAAUGUGAAGCACAAAGGGCAGAGCGGCUAUAA
Diabrotica virgifera virgifera (western corn rootworm) is the source of this 798-nucleotide messenger RNA. RefSeq lists its product as uncharacterized. Gene Ontology annotation, molecular function: zinc ion binding; nucleic acid binding. The transcript is spliced from 4 exons. The record is from RefSeq and is a predicted model, not a curated record. Lineage: Eukaryota; Metazoa; Arthropoda; Insecta; Coleoptera; Chrysomelidae. Bases 1 to 798 code for a protein of 265 amino acids.